Messenger RNA from Dioscorea cayenensis subsp. rotundata (Guinea yam), 1014 nucleotides. RefSeq lists its product as uncharacterized. The record is from RefSeq and is a predicted model, not a curated record. NCBI's taxonomy places the organism in Eukaryota, Viridiplantae, Streptophyta, Magnoliopsida, Dioscoreales, Dioscoreaceae. The transcript is spliced from 6 exons. The coding region runs from base 1 to 702 and encodes 233 amino acids.
AUGAAGAAAUUGAAUGAUAAUUGUGGUGUACUUGUCUCAAUAGCAAAUGAAGAAGAGGGUAAAGGGGACCUAACUGACAGUAAAUGUGGCUUUAAAGUUAUGCUGCCAAAUGACUUCAGCUCUGAAUUAGAUCAAUUUGCUGCUCUGAAUUGGGGUUUGGGCUUUGAUGCAGAAUUUUCAAUGGGGGUACCUGUGGAUCCUCUUGAAUGGCAGAUUUCUCAGGAUACAUCCAAUAGCAUUUUCGCCUACCUGGCUAAUACAAUCGGGGCAGCUGAAUCUGUCUUGAGGGUCGCUGCAACAGGCCAUGACAAAAGGCUAUUCUUUAAGGUGAUUGCUAUUCUGUAUCUCCUGGCAUCAUUGGGAAGAUUGGCAUCAGGAGCCACUAUUGCAUAUGCUGGAUUAUGCAUAUUCUGUUUGUACCUUUUGGUCGAAAGCUCCCAAUUAUUCCGUCACAUCACUGCUCGGUUUUUCAGAACAAGAGACACCCAUCAUAUCUUGUUGAAUAUAUUAUUAUUGUCCAACAGAAAGAGAUUUCACUCCAAAGCCUUGUUCUUUAUUUGUAUUAUUAUUGAAUCUGAAUCAGAUUCUCACUGUGCAAUUGUUUCUUUUCUAUUUGGGAAGAUUAAAAGUAUAUAUUUUCACUCAAUAGUCAAUAUCCAAUUAUUCUCAUGUCAAAGUAAUUGCAUUGUUAAUGGAGCUUAGUACCAUUCUUAUCAUACAACCCUUUUCUCAACCAAUCUAAUACUGAAAGUUAUAUUUUCUGGUUCUGCUUUCUCACCUGUUCAUCCUGUCUAAGUUGCUAGAUAUGGACCAAUGCUCCAAUCAAGAAAUAAUCUUAUCUUGAGGUCUGACGUUCAAUUAUUUCUUGCUUAUCAACCAAAGCAAUAGGAGACAUUGUUUACUUGUCUAGCAAAGUGAUUAUGCAAUACUUUUGGAAAGCUAGUGUUCAGUAAUUCAAUACUUCCAUACAUUGUUUAGUGAUGUUUUUGCUCUCUUCGAUGAUCUCUACCUCUU